Aegilops tauschii subsp. strangulata is the source of this 975-nucleotide messenger RNA. Its product is annotated as thioredoxin-like 3-2, chloroplastic. The record is from RefSeq and is a predicted model, not a curated record. Gene Ontology annotation, cellular component: chloroplast stroma. NCBI's taxonomy places the organism in Eukaryota, Viridiplantae, Streptophyta, Magnoliopsida, Poales, Poaceae.
GGGCCCGGCCCAGACCGGACGAGCCCAAACAGAAUGGCCACCACCUCCGCCUACGCAGUGGCGGCCGGCGGCGGGGAGGCGUCGCCGUGCCGGGGCGCCCUUCUCAGGCCACGGCCUCCCCCGCACCGCCUCGCGUUCCUCUCCCGGGCGCCCGCUCGUCGGGCCUCGAUCUCGCUGCCGCCGGGGCCUCGCCGGGCGGGUCUGACAGCGGCGACCGCGGAGGGGAGGGCGGGGACGGGGAUGGAGGACGAGGAGGAGGGGCCGGCGUGGGUGGAGCUGGAGCCGAUCAGCGGCGAGGAGCAGCUGGACCGGGCCCUCGCCGAGGCCCAGCAGCGCGGCGUCCCCAUCGUCGUGUUCUGGACGGCGAGUUGGUGCAGGAAAUGCAUAUAUCUGAAGCCUAAGCUGGAAAAGUUGGCAGCAGAAUACUAUCCGAGAAUCCGGUUUUACUGUGUCGACGUCAACGCUGUUCCACAGAAGCUCGUGAAUCGUGCAGGAGUAACGAAGAUGCCUUCCAUACAGAUGUGGAGCGACUCCCGGAAGCAGGCCGAGGUGAUCGGCGGGCACGAGUCGUGGAUGGUGAUCGAGGACGUCCGGAGGAUGGUCGAGCAGGAGGAAUGAAUGAUCCAACGCGGCGAUGGUUCCCGUGACAAUACCGGCCUUUCACCGUGGGAAAAUGGAGAAAACAAGAUAAGAGGCGGAAUGGAGAAAACAAGAUCGAGAUUGAGCUAUGUAUGUCCAGUUUUGUAUAAUCAUUCAUCGCGCACGGACGCCUAGGGUUCUUGGAGAAGGGGGGCUUCUCUUGCUGGGGUCCUCUCUAGGAUUUAGAGGAUUGGAGGGGCAUGCCCUUGAUGUAUCUAUCUAUUUUGAGUUUCUGGGAUCAGAAGGUUUUCCGUUAGUCAUCAUGUAGCAAUAAAAUAUCCAGUCAAUGACCUUGCAGGGAAUUAGAAUACAUGCUGGGUGCUUUGGUGCCAAUUA